AUGUUAACAAGCAAACAGGCACCGUCUCCUUUCGACUUUAAAACAAUUUUGUCGGCAAAAGAUGUUCAAUCAAUUGCAGAACAAAUGUUAAAAGAAAAAAAAAUAGUUAUUUUAGAUUAUUCAAUUCGGCCUUACUGUGAAGAACAAAUCGGAUUUUUGGCUUCUCAUAAACGUCUAGAGAUUAAAAUAAGAAAUUUUAAUGAAACUAUUACUAAUCUUAGUUUCUUCGUUAAAAUUAUUCCUUAUGAUCAACCAGAUCAAGCUUCUUACAUAAAAGAUUGUCAAAUUUUCUAUCAAGAAACCGGAUUCUUUAAAAAGCUUGUACCCCAAAUGACUGAAAAAUACUUUGGGGAUGUUUGGGGUCCUCAAUGUUACUUGGCAAAGGAUGAUGUUCUAGUGUUGGAAGAUUUGAGCAGUCUCGGAUUCAGUAUGCGCCCAAAAGUUUUAAAUGAAGAGCUUUUAAAAUCUGGUUUGAAAGCUCUAGCUAAUCUUCAUGCAGCUUCUUUGGUUCUUGAAAAACAUCUUGGACAACCACUGAAUCAAAUUUAUCCUGACGUUUUUGCACAGAAUUACUUUGCUACUACUGGAAAUCAAUACUGUUGGUAUCGUGCAGGCGUAGAUGUGGCUAUUAAAGUAGCAGAAAUCAUGGGUUUGAGUACAAAUUUUAUUUCUUCAAUAUGUGAUCAAGUCUACGAAGCUAUCAAACCAUCAAAAACUAAACAGAAUGUCAUUAGUCAUGGUGAUUUAUGGUCCAAUAAUCUACUAUUUGAUAACAGUUCACCACCAAACUGUCGUCUUGUUGAUUUUCAACUUCUCAGGUAUGCACCUUUUGGUCAUGAUAUUGCACAGUUUUUAUACCUUUGCUCUUCAAGACAAAUACGUGACACUAAAGGACUAGAGUUAAUUAAGUACUAUCAUAAUGAAUUGAAAAAUUGUUUGAACUUUAACUUGAAUGUUAAAAUUACUAUACCUUCUUGGAAUGAACUUCUUCAAAGUUACGAAGAACAAAAAGUGGGAGCUGUUGUAACAGCAGUACUUUAUUUUCCCACUGUUCUUCUUGAUGGCAAACUUGGUGCCCAAAUUAUGAAUACUCCUGAGCUAUAUGUAAAUUAUAGAUAUAAAGAUAGAAGAGAUAUUGUUUUAGAGAAUAUGGAAAAAGAUUCGCUUUAUAAUUUACGAAUGAGAGAAAUCAUUGAAGAAUUAGUAGAGCUUUCAUUAAAGCUUGACUCACUUCCUCGACCGUCAUAAUAUUUCUUAAAUGAAGAAGAUAUAAUUAUAAGAAAAGUUUUAAUAAUAAACAUAAAAAAUCUUAUAUUAACAAACGAUUAUUGUAAUGUCUCUAAUUUAAUUAAUUUAACUCAUUAAAUAAAUCAGAAUUUAAGAUAAUAAAAAUGUUUAAUGUUUUACUUCAAUUGAGACACUUUGGGAUAGUUGUUGUUAUACAUUUGGGAUUCGUCAUCUUCCUAAGUUCUACGAAUCUCAUUCUUUAGAAUUGCUAUGAAUAGAUACGUAUUUUUAUUUUCAUCGUCAUUGUUGUCUCCAGAAAUGUGUAUUGCAUCAGUUUAAAUAUAUAUAUAAAUCUUAUUGUCUUCUAUUUAUAAUGUUGUUCAGCAUACUCAUUGAAAAAAUUAAUAAUCCGACAAGCAAGAACAUUAUGUUAUUGGUAAUCCUGGCACAGAUUGAUUGCAAAUUAUUUUACGAAGGCUUUUCAAUUUUAUUAAAAAUUCAUUUUCUCAAUAAACGUGUUCUUUGUUUUAAUUUAAAAAGAAUAUCGAUUGUUUUCUUAAUCGUAAACGAGUACGUCUAAUUUUUUGGG
Molecule: messenger RNA, 1816 nt
Organism: Chelonus insularis
Lineage: Eukaryota; Metazoa; Arthropoda; Insecta; Hymenoptera; Braconidae
Exons: 1
Coding region: 1-1248 (415 amino acids)
Source: RefSeq, a predicted model, not a curated record